Messenger RNA from Macrosteles quadrilineatus (aster leafhopper), 1705 nucleotides. It is a transcript of the gene UQCR-C1, whose product is annotated as mitochondrial-processing peptidase subunit beta. The record is from RefSeq and is a predicted model, not a curated record. Gene Ontology annotation, cellular component: mitochondrion. NCBI's taxonomy places the organism in Eukaryota, Metazoa, Arthropoda, Insecta, Hemiptera, Cicadellidae. The coding region runs from base 51 to 1478 and encodes 475 amino acids. Gene Ontology annotation, molecular function: metalloendopeptidase activity; metal ion binding. The transcript is spliced from 8 exons.
UUCUUGACCUCCAACAUCAAAGGAAGACGUCUGCUCUCGUGAACGUGAAAAUGAAAAUGGCAACUUUAUUAAAAUUAGGAAAUUCGCUCCGAAUUAGAGGCCCCAAGGCAAUUAAAAAGAUUCCAGAGCGAUUUACUAGCUCUGCACCUCAACUUAAAGAGAUCCUGGUUAACUUUCCUCCCACAAAAACUACCACACUUGACAGUGGGUUGAGGGUAGCCACCGAAGACACCGGGGCUCCAACUGCCACCAUUGGAUUGUGGAUCGAUGCUGGAUCUCGAUUUGAAACUGAGGAGAACAAUGGAGUCGCUCACUUUCUGGAACACAUGGCCUUUAAGGGCACAUCAAAACGAACCCAGACCGAUUUGGAGCUGGAGGUUGAAAACCUUGGAGCACAUUUGAACGCUUACACUUCACGAGAGCAAACGGUCUUUUAUGCCAAGUGCUUGAAAAGUGAUGUCCCCAAAGCUUUAGACAUCCUGGCUGACAUUCUUCAAAACUCAAAGUUAGGAGAAGCUGAAAUUGAAAGGGAACGAGGAGUGAUUUUGAGAGAAAUGCAAGAAGUAGAAACAAACCUUCAGGAAGUUGUGUUUGAUUACUUACAUGCCACUGCCUUCCAAGGAACAUCUCUAGGAAGGACGAUCCUAGGACCCACCAAAAACAUCAAGUCUAUCCAGCGCAAGGACCUGAAGGAGUACAUUGACUCCUUCUACAAGCCUGGUCGCAUGGUGUUGGCUGGUGCUGGGGGAGUGAACCAUGAGGAGCUGUGCAAGCUGGCCAGUCAGUACUUCACUGGCAAACCUUCCUACGAGAUUGACAUACCUGACGUCAAGGCUUGCCGCUUUACUGGAUCGGAGAUGAGGCUGAGGGACGACAGCAUCCCGUUGGCGCAUAUUGCCAUCGCAGUAGAGGGUGCCGGCUGGGAGAGUGCUGACAACAUUCCCCUCAUGGUCGCAAACACUCUGAUCGGCGCGUGGGACCGUUCCCAGGGCGGCGGCACCAACAACGCCUCUCGUCUGGCGAAGGCAGCUGCCGAGGACAACCUUGCUCACUCCUUCCAAAGCUUCAACACAUGCUACAAGGACACUGGCCUGUGGGGUGUCUACUUCGUCUCUGAGAGGCUGGACAUUGAGGACAUGUUGUAUAACAUUCAGUCAGAGUGGAUGAGAAUCUGCAACGCCCUGACUGAGGGAGAGGUGGAGAGAGCUAAGAACCUACUGAAGACCAACAUGUUGCUGCAGCUGGACGGCACCACCCCAGUGUGCGAGGACAUCGGUCGCCAGAUGUUGUGCUACGGACGUCGCAUCCCUGUCCACGAACUGGAGGCUAGGAUCAACGCUGUGACAGCCAAGGAUGUACAGGCAGUAGCUACAAAGUACAUCUACGACCGUUGUCCUGCUGUGGCUGCUGUCGGACCCGUAGAGCAACUGCCCGACUACACCAGGAUCCGUGCAUCCAUGUACUGGCUUCGACUCUAAACUCACCCUCCACACUCCUCAUUGUAAAUUGUUUAUACUCACAGCAUAGUGGACAUAGCUGUUAACUGUUUAGGUAUUAUUUUAUCCAUCGCCUCUGUGUACCAAACUGUGAAGACGUUCUCCUUUUUUUACCAUCUGAAUCAGUUUUCUGAUUUUUGAAAUUGUAAAUUUAAAUAUACAGCUAAUUAUAAUUUUAAAAGAGCGUUAAAUAAAUAUACUAAAUUAUU